Coffea arabica (coffee) is the source of this 1279-nucleotide messenger RNA. The record is from RefSeq and is a predicted model, not a curated record. NCBI's taxonomy places the organism in Eukaryota, Viridiplantae, Streptophyta, Magnoliopsida, Gentianales, Rubiaceae.
AUGAUCAUCCAAGGGUCCUCCAACUCUUGUUUCCCCAGUGGGCCACAAGGGAUAUCAAUUUAUGGUGUUUCUGAUCAAGAUGUUGUUUCUUCUUCUUCUAUUCAAGCUGCUACUUCAGCCCCGGAUACUCAUUCCAGUUCUUUCUUAUAUAAUCUGUCAAUUCUCAAAGACAAGGUUCAUCAGGUGCAAUCUUUGGCUAGCACGUUCAUUUCCUCUGAUCAUAAUCAACCUCCCGAGUCAACGCCCAUAGCUGUAGCUAGCAUGGGUACGUUGAUUCAAGAAAUUAUUAUUACUGCAUCCUCUAUGAUGUUCGCUUGUCAACAGGUGUCUCUUGGAGCUGGAGGGCCUUCAGGAAAUAAUAAUAGGACUAGUUCAAAUGAAUUGUACCACCACCACCACAGCCAGAGCCACGGCCACGGCCAUGGACACGGACACCACCAGCAUAGAGGUCAGGGUUUUUAUGCAAAUGAUGCGCUUGAUAAUUGGUAUGGUGACAGCUAUAAUACUAAUAAUUGUAGCACAACUUAUAAUAAUACUAGAACAAGUAGUGUUACGGUUAGCAACCAUAAUAAUGAAGUUGGAGUUGGAAGAAGGGAACUACUGCCUCAAAAAGGUGAAGCUAGCGGAGAAUUAGAGAAGCUUUCACCAAAAAGCUAUGAUAUUGUGGAAUUGGAUGCUGCUGAUUUAUUAGCAAAGUAUACACACUAUUGCCAAGUUUGUGGUAAAGGGUUCAAAAGGGAUGCCAAUUUGAGAAUGCAUAUGAGGGCACAUGGGGAUGAAUACAAGUCUACCGCUGCUUUGAGCAACCCUCUAAAGAACAACUUGGGUGCUAAUGGAAAAGAUCAAGAAGGCUUGCCAAAAUUGCCUAGGAAAUAUUCAUGCCAUGAAGGCUGCAGAUGGAAUAAGAAACAUGCCAAGUUUCAGCCCUUGAAGUCCAUGAUUUGUGUGAAGAAUCAUUACAAGAGAAGCCACUGUCCCAAGAUGUAUGUUUGCAAACGUUGCAGCAGGAAGCAAUUCUCGGUGUUGUCCGACCUGAGAACUCAUGAGAAGCACUGUGGGGAUCUCAAAUGGCAGUGCUCUUGUGGCACCACAUUUUCCAGGAAAGAUAAGCUCAUGGGACAUGUUGCUUUGUUCGUGGGACAUACCCCGGCUAUUAGUUCUUUGGCAAAGAUGGGGAAAGCUGAUCAGAAUGCUGCACAAAUGCAACUAGAUGAUAGGUAAUGUUGUAAUAAAAAAUUUGCCCUCUCCUUUUCUUAUUUUUUCUUCCUUUUCCUUGUAA